GAAUAUUUCCUGCAGCGAGGAGAUAUGAGUGAAGAUCUGCGAGCACUUGCUUCGAGGGAACAAAACUCUUUGCAAACAACCAGUAACGAACAAAAGGCAGCGCGGUUGUCAAAAAUGUCGGCGAUCUCAUUGGAGAAAGGAUUCAAGCCGUUUUUGAGUGACUUUGAUCCCGAAACUAGCGAACGCGAGAAACGUAAAAUGAACCAAAGAAUGAAUCUGAAAGAUAAGAAGCAUGUUUUAUACGAUGAUAAAGGGAUAUUCGUUGAAACUGGAGAGGAUUUAUGCGACUGUUUGCAACGCGGUUGUCCCGGAUGUCAUUUCCCCUGUUCAAAGUGCAGAUCUAGAAAAUGCGCCCACGAAUGCAGAGUAAAUCGAAAAUGGGCGUACAAGUCAAUUUCUCACGAAGGAUCCGAUAUCGUCAUCAGAAAUCAGUAUCUCAACGACGGACUUGAUGAUCAUUAAAAGUUCACCUUUAUCAUGUGUAAAAG
This is a messenger RNA of Diprion similis, 488 nucleotides long. RefSeq names its product ARL14 effector protein-like. The transcript has 4 exons. The record is from RefSeq and is a predicted model, not a curated record. Gene Ontology annotation, cellular component: intracellular membrane-bounded organelle. The coding region runs from base 25 to 462 and encodes 145 amino acids. NCBI's taxonomy places the organism in Eukaryota, Metazoa, Arthropoda, Insecta, Hymenoptera, Diprionidae.